CUCAGGCUGCAAUGCAUGUGCAGCAUUGCACGGCAUUGCACAAAUCUUCCGACCUUCUGUGACGAAGCAGCAUUUCUCUCAACAAGCGAGCGCAGCCAGCAAGUCUUGCGAGCAUUUCUCCAGCGCUGGAGAAACCCCCACAUUCUGCAAAGAAGCCGCGCCACACCCCCAGGCAACAACAUGGUAAUCAAGGGUAGCCUGCCAAUCGCGUCGUCCCCCGCCCCUUCCACUCUCGCCGGUCCCAAGGGUUUGGCAGCAUGGCAGCAGCGGCAAAAGCAGGCUGGAAACUCCUCCACUUCCGCUGAGGGGGGGUCUGACACCAACCCCUUCCUGAGCAUGCUCUCCGGGGGGGCGCUCCAGGCAGGCUUCCAGCACAUCCCGCGCCCCCCCAUGGGGUACACAGAGAAUGGCUCCUGGACGUUCACCCAGUCGGGCAGCGCGUGCCUGGACUUCUUCUUCCAGGUUGUGGCGGACACCCCCCCCGAAAGGGUGCGCCAGCUGCUGGAGGCGGCGUGGAAGGAGGACCCCCUGCUGGCGCUGAAGCUGCUGUUUCAUCUCAGGGGGGUGCGCGGGACGGGCAAGUCCGAGAAGGGGGGCUUCUACACGGGGGGGCUGUGGCUGGUGGAGCAGCACCCGGGGACGCUGCUGGGCAACCUGAGGCAGGUCGGCGUGUUCGGGUACUACAAGGACCUGCUGGAAAUCGUGCUCAGAGUCCUGGAGGGUCCGCAGGAAACGGCCCAGCGUGCGCAGCAGAAGGCAACCCAUGACGCCGCGGUGAAGGCCGGCAAGGCGCGCGCCGCUCGCAAGGAGAGCGGAGCCGGGGUAGGGGGGGCGCUAGACGCUUCUGGGGGGCUCGUUUGGCUGGCGUUGAGGGGGGGGCGGAAGUUGACGAAGGGCGAGGCUGCCCGGGUGGCGAAGCGGGCGGGGACGCUGAAGCCGCGGGAGGAGCGCAUCGCACUGCAGCUGGAGAAGGACAAGGCGGCGAGCGAGCGCGUGCGCAAGGAGCGCGAGUACGAGCUCGCGGCGCGCGCGGUGCGCGUGUACGCUCACAACGGGAGCUACCGCGCGCUGCACGACGCGGUGGCGGACGUGUUCGCGGAGCAGCUGGCGCGGGACGUGGAGAGCCUGCGCUCGGGGCGGCCGUAUGACGUCAGCCUGGCGGCCAAGUGGGCGCCCAGCCCGGACAAGAGCUACGACCGCGCGACGCUCCUCUGCGAGGCGAUCGCGCGGCGGAUGUUCCCCCGGGGGGCGGCCGAGGCGGGGCUGUCGGAGGCGGAGUACGCGGCACGCGCGCGCGACCAGCUGCGGCGCGCGGUGCUGACGCCGCUCCGCGCGGCGCUGGCAGUGCCGGAGGUGCUGUUCGCGGCACAGCGGUGGCAUGAGGUGCAGUACGCGCGCGUGCCGAGCGUGUGCAUGCGCAUGAACAAGGACGUGUUCGUGAAGCACGACAAGGAGCGCUUCGAGGCGUUUCUCGCGGACGUGGCGGCCGGGAAGACCAAGAUCGCGGCGGGGGCGGUGCUGCCGCACGAGGUGCUGCAGGAGGCGGUGACGGGCUCCGGCGCCGGGGCGGAGGUGGCGGAACGGCAGUGGGAGCGGAUCGUGGCGGACCUGAAGCAGAAGGGCAGCCUCGCCAACUGCAUGGCCGUCUGUGAUGUCAGCGGGUCGAUGUACGGAACGCCGAUCCAGGUCGCGAUCGCGCUCGGAAUGCUGGUGGCGGAACUGGCGGAGGCGCCGUGGGGGGGCAAGCUGAUCACGUUCAGCGCAAACCCGCAGAUGCACGAGGUGCGGGGGGGUAGCCUGCGAGAGAAGUACAGCUUUGUGGAGCAGAUGGACUGGGACAUGAACACCGACUUCCAGAAGGUCUUCGACAACAUGCUGGCGCUCGCGCAGGCGACCAACCUCCCGCCGGACGCCAUGUUGCGUCGCCUCUUCGUGUUCAGCGACAUGGAGUUCGACGAAGCGAGCACGCGGCCGUACCAGACGGACUACGCGGAGAUCGAGCGGAAGUUCCGGGAGGCGGGCUACGGAACGCCGCCGGAAAUCGUGUUCUGGAACCUGCGGGACACUUCGAGCACGCCCGUGAUCGCGACGCAGCGCGGGGUGGCCAUGGUGUCCGGGUUCUCGAAGAACAUUCUGAAGCUGUUCCUGGACAACGACGGGGACAUCGAUCCGAUGGUCAUCGUGCGCAAGGCGGUGACGGGGCCAGAGUACGAGAAGCUGACACUGGUGGACUGAGGGUGGUUUAGGAAUUGGGUUGAGAUGAUUACGGGCAAGAUCGGAAUGAUCUAACUUUGAUUGACAGUGUACUGUGGAAAAAAAGGAGCGAGAAUCUAAGUGGAAGUUUCUCUGAAAGCUGUUGCAUAACAUUAAUACAGCCGAUCUAGUUGUUUUCUAGCGAGUAUACAGCACGGAUGACGCGGGCCGAAUCAGAACGAGUGUUGAAGCUGCUUUGAUAAUCAUCAAAUUGUAAGAACUGACGUGUAACCAGGCGAGGGGCCGAUUGACGCAGCCCACUAUGUACAGGACAACUCAUGAAUUUUUUGGAAAGUCAGAUGUAAUAAUAUCUCUUGCUCAGUGAAUCGAACUCCAAAAAAAUUCUCAUCGAGAAGCUCAGCGCUCGAUAGC
Messenger RNA from Klebsormidium nitens, 2625 nucleotides. The record is from the annotation of a GenBank genome assembly. NCBI's taxonomy places the organism in Eukaryota, Viridiplantae, Streptophyta, Klebsormidiophyceae, Klebsormidiales, Klebsormidiaceae.